GAUGCUCUCAAGAAAAACAUAGCUGUGACGUGGUUGAAGAAUGCUUCUCUGGAUAAUGGAGGUUAAGCAUAAACAUGGCAAGUUAGAAUAACUGCCCUACAAAAUAGGGCCUCACGUGUGGCGCAGAGGUCUAAGGCACUGUUAGCUGUGCCACUAGAGAACCUAGUUUGUGACCGGGAGAACAAUUGGGCGGAGCACAAUUGGCCCAGCGUCGUCCGGGUUAGGGGAGGGUUUGGCCGGCAGGGAUGUUACUGUCCUAUCGCGUACUAGCAACUCCUGUGGCAGGCCGCUAAGCACGCUGACUCGGAUGCCGAGUGUACGGUGCUUCCUCAAACACAUUGAUGCGGCUGGCUUCUGGGUUAAGCGGGCGUUGUGUCAAGAAGCAGUGCGGCUUGUUUGGGUUGUUUCAGAGGACGCAGGGCUCUCGACCUUGGCCUCUCCCGAGUCCGUACGGGAGUUGCAGCGAUGGGACAAGACGCUGUUCUUGUGCUGCACUGAGAAUACUGAUUCCUUCCACGCUGAAUACAGGAAUCCUCUCCUCUCACAACCCAGAAUCCUAGGAUUGAUACUACAGCAGCUCUUUAAAGAUGACACCCACUGUGACUCUCAACACCGGGGCCAGCAUGCCUAUCGUGGGCUUGGGGACAUGGGGGGCAGAAGCAGGCAAGGUCACGGAGGCAGUGAAAGCAGCAAUCUCUGCAGGCUACAGACACAUAGACGGAGCCUACUGUUACCAGAAUGAGGACAUGGUGGGGGUUGGCAUUCACACCAUGAUUGACCAGGGGGUGGUGAAGAGAGAGGAGCUUUUCAUCGUCAGUAAGCUGUGGUGUACUCUCCAUCAGAAGUCUAUGGUGAAGGGAGCCUGUCAGAAGACUCUGAGUGACCUCAAGCUAGACUACCUGGACCUCUACCUAAUACACUUCCCUAUGUGCUUUCAGCCUGGAGAGAAUCUAUUUCCUUUUGGUGAAGACGGACAGGUAGCCGCAGGUGAAAGCAACUUCCUGGACACUUGGGAGGCUAUGGAGGAGCUGGUGGAUGCUGGUCUGGUCAAGGCUAUCGGUGUCUCCAACUUUAACAAAGACCAGAUUGAAUCCAUCCUAAACAAGCCAGGCCUCAAGUAUAAACCUGCCAACAACCAGAUUGAAUGCCACCCCUAUCUGACUCAGGAGAAGCUGAUCAACUACUGUCACUCUAAAGGCAUCCCAGUGACAGCCUACAGCCCUCUGGGCUCCCCAGACAGACCAAGGGCGAAACCUGGUGAGCCGUCUCUGCUUGAGGACCCAAAGUUAAAGACCAUCGCUGAUAAGUACAAUAAGACUACAGCACAGAUCCUUAUCCGCUUUCAAAUCCAGAGGAAUGUGAUCGUCAUUCCCAAGUCGGCUACGCCCUCCCGGAUCAAGGAAAAUUUUCAGGUGUUUGACUUCGAGCUGAAUGACGAAGACAUGAAAGUCAUCUUGAGUUUCAACAGGAACAUGAGAGGAUUUGCUAUGAAAUGGGGCAACAAGCACAAAGACUUCCCUCUGAAUGCAGAAUACUGAAACCUCCGUGUGGACACCCACAUUCCUACACUGGGGACAUACAGCGAGAGGUCCAGUAGUUGUACAGAUUCAACCACUACUGUGACCUUGUUCAUGAGGCAAACAGAAUGUCAAUGUGUAAUGUAAUACGUGCCAGAUAUUGUUGCCUUUACUUGUUCAGAGUUUAAACAUGUUGUACAUUUACCUACAUGUUGGGAAGUGCCUUUGAAAGCAUGGUGUCCCUGUGCUCCUUGUUGUAAUAUAAAAUUAUAUUAAUAAUUCCUUAGACAGUGAUCUUUAGAGAUAUCUCAACCAAUAUGUUAACAUUGACAACUUACACAGUAAAAUGUGACUCAUUCCAGAAUUUCAAAGAAAGCUAUCAUAAAAAAAUAAAACUGUUCAAGGGAACUGGGAAUUUCA
Molecule: messenger RNA, 1937 nt
Organism: Oncorhynchus tshawytscha (Chinook salmon)
Lineage: Eukaryota; Metazoa; Chordata; Actinopteri; Salmoniformes; Salmonidae
Product: aldo-keto reductase family 1 member B1-like
Exons: 11
Coding region: 588-1538 (316 amino acids)
Cellular component (GO): cytosol
Molecular function (GO): aldose reductase (NADPH) activity
Source: RefSeq, a predicted model, not a curated record